CUAAGGUUGCAAGUGCUUGUUUGUUAUAAUUGCCCUCAACUAACCUGGAGAAGAAGAGGAAGCUACUAGAACACUAGAUGAUACUGACAAUUGUGUAGAAACUGCUCGAGCUAUUGUCGGUGUGGAUUUGUUUUUGCACGAUAUAAGUAAUGCACGACAAUAUGGCAUCAAUAUCAUAUACAUAAUUGAAGUAACAAUCUCAAAAAUUUCAUGCGUUUGGCGUGAUCAAGCGUAUUUAGUUUGUUUUUGCACGAUAUAAGUGAUGCAGGACAAGAUGACAUCAAUAUCAUAUACAUAAUUGAAGUAACAAUCUCAAAAAUUUCAUGCGUUUGGCGUGAUCAAGCGUAUUUAUGGGGAUACAACUAUCUGCAAUCUGAUAAAUGGCUCGCUCAAUUGUGAAAGAUCCACUGUCACACAUUUUGCCUUUUAGAUUUGCCAUUGAUGAAUCGGCCGCCGGGCAGGUAGAUUGGUUGGAAACUCCCAGUGCCCAUAUCUUCAAAGUCAAUGCUCCUGGGAUGAACAAAGAUGAUAUAAAGGUUCAGGUGGAAGAUGGUUACAUUAUCCAUAUUAAUGGAGAAAAGGUGAAAGAGGAAGAUAAACCAGAGGGCAUUUGGCACUGCAUGGAACGAGGGAAAGGAAGUUUCUCUAGGCAGUUUAGCUUGCCUGACAAUGUGAAGAUGGAUCAUAUAAAAGCCCAAGUUGAAAAUGGACUGUUGACUGUCAUUGUUCCAAAGGACUCAAACCCAAAAUCUAGAUUGCGAAAUAUCACCACUUCUAGCAAGCUGUAGUAGCAGAGACAGAUUAUCUUUCCAUGUACCAUCUUGGAUUGUUACGGUUGUGUAUCUUUUAUGAGUCUCUAAAAGAUCUGCUUAGUAAUGAUAAAUCAAUAAUCAUCUAGCAGCAUAAAAAUAAAAAAUAUUUUCUUGUCUAAGGUAUUUGUCUAAGAUUUGUUGUGUCAAAUAAGGAACUUUAUCUGUUUUGGUA
Molecule: messenger RNA, 984 nt
Organism: Cryptomeria japonica (Japanese cedar)
Lineage: Eukaryota; Viridiplantae; Streptophyta; Pinopsida; Cupressales; Cupressaceae
Product: 15.7 kDa heat shock protein, peroxisomal
Exons: 3
Coding region: 381-788 (135 amino acids)
Biological process (GO): protein complex oligomerization; protein folding; response to heat
Source: RefSeq, a predicted model, not a curated record